Molecule: messenger RNA, 1206 nt
Organism: Schistosoma curassoni
Lineage: Eukaryota; Metazoa; Platyhelminthes; Trematoda; Strigeidida; Schistosomatidae
Source: the annotation of a GenBank genome assembly
AUGACCGGUGAACUCUGUUACACACCACGGUGGUUACGAACAGCAGCUGUAAAUGUAUUAAACAACUAUCACAGGGAAGCUAAUUGCUCCCAACUUGGAUGGCAGAUAGACUUACUGAGUUACAAGACGCAAUUAAUUUACAAGCUGAAAAUUUGUGCAACGCAAUCGGUGUCUGCUAAACCAGAAUACCAGGCAUUUAUCCAAGCUCAACCAACUGACGAUAUUGCUCGGAGUUUUGCUGUUGCAAUUUCCGCUACUGCAAAGCAACUGGAUGCAUUGAUUGGAGCUCUGCCUGAAGAAGAAGCCAGUGCAGAUAUUCAACGUGCUACUGUUCACAAACUUUUAGAAGCUUAUAGAUCUGAAGGAGCGAAACUUGCGCGUAUCACAACUAAACUUGAGUCAAGGUUGGCUGAAAAUCAGAGGUGUAUAGAGAAUUUUAUGGAAACUAAUCCUAAUCUGUCGUUGAACAACGACUCAAGUUAUGAGGCUCCUGAAUACAUAUAUUCAUCACCGCCAUCGUCUAUUUCCUGGCUCACCUAUUUAACUAUUAUAUUCCUUUUUAUUUUAUUCUUUCGACUAUGCUUUACAUUCGGUAUCGUGGAUAGAUUACAUGCUCUUGUUAAUUUUAUUUUGGCAAUAUCCACACCAUCUGGUCGUAAACGUCGAGCACUACGUGCUAAGUGUGUUGAAGAUCUAGGAAAUUUACGAACUCAAUUGAAAAGUGUACAUAUGGUGGAUGAGUUUGCUACUUAUUCGAAACUAGAACGAAAGAUAAAACUAUUGGAACGUCAGUUGAACUCCCUGGCCCCUGAAACUCUUGUUGGAUCAAUGGUUCGUCAAGUCAGUAUCUACGUUGGAUUAUAUGUAAUCGAAGCAAUAUUUAUGGCUUAUCUAAUUUCAUAUUCACCAAUUGAGACAAUUUCACCGGUAACACUACAAUCUCUCAUGAUAAAUAAUCAUUCAAUGAAAGAUAUUACUAUUUUUAUCUGUCAAGUAAUAUCAUAUAUACCUGUAAAAAUUUUAGUGAUAUGUUGGAUUAUUUUAUGUCGGUUAACUAUUGGACCAGCAGUAGCUAAAUUGGGAAAUACAUUACAACGACAACAACAGUCUCAAAAUCAACAAUCAAAUCAAAACUCAAGUGUUAAUUUUACUAACAGUACAACAACUACUGUACCCACUACUUCUGUGCCCAAUACAUCAUCCUGA